CAACCGCAACCGCAACCGCACCUCCACCGAUCAACAACAAUAUGGCAAACGGGAAAACCGCAGUGGCCACCACAACUUCCUCUCCUCGGCCGGAAGUCGUCAUUAGUCCUUGCGCUGCGUGCAAAAUCCUACGGCGAAGAUGUGAUGAGAAUUGUGUGUUAGCGCCUUAUUUUCCGCCGAGUGAUCCAAUGAAGUUCUUAAUGGCCCAUAAGGUAUUUGGGGCCAGUAACAUCAUCAAGUUAUUGCAGAGAAUUCCUGAGAAUCAAAGAGAAGAUGCUGUAAACAGCAUGGUUUAUGAAGCCAAUGCAAGACUGAGAGAUCCAGUUUACGGCUGUGCUGGCGCGAUUUGUCAACUUCAGAAGCAAGUUAUUGAGCUCCAAACAGAAUUGGCAAAGGCUCAGGCACAAAUCUUGAAUAUGAAUAUGAAAUCCCACGAAAUUACCAAUUCUGCAGAUUUCUUUCCUGCACAAAUGUUGCAGUAUCAGGAAAUCUGUGUCCCACAGCAGCUAUGUGAUAAUUUAAGCAGCAGCUUCUCUGAUGACAACGAAUUGCGAGUGGCUGAUAAUUUGGAACCCUUCUGGAGCUGAACAGAUAUUGAUAAUUAAAAGUGCAGGGAUCAGGGUUCAGUUUGGUUGUCAUAGUCGUAAACUAGUUCGCUGAUUCAUUUUUUCCCCCCUCCCCGGAGGUGGCGGACUCCAUUGCCUUUCGAUAUAUAUGGCCUCACCUCUGCCAUUUUUUAAGCUCAUCUCAUCCAUAAAUCAAAUGGUAAUGUUUUAGAGGAUAUUGUAGCAUUGCUAAUAGAUGUAGGAUAAAUAUAGAUAAGUAGUAAAAUCGAUAUAAAGGAAUUU
This is a messenger RNA of Olea europaea var. sylvestris, 848 nucleotides long. Its product is annotated as LOB domain-containing protein 1-like. The coding region runs from base 42 to 587 and encodes 181 amino acids. The record is from RefSeq and is a predicted model, not a curated record. NCBI's taxonomy places the organism in Eukaryota, Viridiplantae, Streptophyta, Magnoliopsida, Lamiales, Oleaceae. The transcript has 2 exons.